This is a messenger RNA of Colossoma macropomum (tambaqui), 2353 nucleotides long. It is a transcript of the gene tfap2c, whose product is annotated as transcription factor AP-2 gamma (activating enhancer binding protein 2 gamma). The record is from RefSeq and is a predicted model, not a curated record. Gene Ontology annotation, biological process: anatomical structure development; regulation of transcription by RNA polymerase II; regulation of cell population proliferation. The transcript has 7 exons. Lineage: Eukaryota; Metazoa; Chordata; Actinopteri; Characiformes; Serrasalmidae. Gene Ontology annotation, molecular function: DNA-binding transcription factor activity, RNA polymerase II-specific; RNA polymerase II transcription regulatory region sequence-specific DNA binding. Bases 308 to 1651 code for a protein of 447 amino acids. Gene Ontology annotation, cellular component: nucleus.
GCGAGUGAAGGACAGCAGAGCAGUUCGGCCGUCAGAGGGAGUCCGGGUUACUCUGCAGAGCCCCGCGCGCGCGCAUGAGUCGCUUCUUCCUGGAAGGGGACGUUUGGCAGCCGUUCAUCUCCCGACAGUCUGAGCCCAGAGCUUCAUGUGGCUCGCUGGUCUUCCUCUCCGCACACUCGGCCGCCCGCUUCGCCAGUUGAUGCAUUUGCUCGCCGCCUGCUCUGCGCUUUCUGGAGUAAAAACUGCACGAGCCGACACUGUGACAAGCCUGUGCGCGUGAGAUUCGCCUUGAUCCAAAAGAGAGAAGAUGUUGUGGAAGUUAGCAGAUAACGUGAAGUACGAGGAGGACUGCGAGCAGGAGAGACAUGACGGCAGCAGCAAUGGGAACCCCCGGUUACCCCACCUGCCCGCGGUCAGUCAGCACCUCUACAGUCCGGCUCCUUCCCUCACUCACUCCACCGGCUCUGACUUCCAGCCCCCGUACUUCCCCCCUCCGUACCAGCCCCUGCCCUACGCACAGUCCAGCGACCCCUACUCCCACCUCAGCGACCCCUUCAACAUCAACUCCAUACACCAGUCUCCAACGUCCAAUCAGCAGCAGCCGUGGCCCGGCCGCCAAAACCAGGACGGGCUCGGGCCGCACGGCCGCAGCGGGCUGGCCAGCCAGAUCCUCGGUUUGGAGGGGGGGUCGUCCGGGUUGCGCAGAGACGGCUUCAGGAGGCCCGAGCUGCUGCCCCCGCACGUCCAUGGCAUCGAGGCGGCCAUAGGUGAGAACAUGGGGCUGCACGACAUGGGCCAAGGACUGGACGACGUGCAGCAUGUAGAAGAUCACAGUAUUGUAAUCGCCGACCAGACAGUCAUCAAAAAAGGUCCAGUGACCCUUCCCAAGGGGAACCCGAUGGGUCUUCCCUUCCAGAAGGAGUCCCUGCUGGGCAUGGUAUCCAAUCCCACAGAAGUGUUCUGCUCGGUUCCGGGCCGCCUCUCUUUGCUCAGCUCCACCUCUAAAUACAAAGUGACCGUAGCCGAGGUCCAGAGACGUCUGUCCCCACCCGAGUGUCUCAAUGCCUCUCUGCUUGGGGGAGUACUACGCAGGGCUAAGUCAAAGAAUGGUGGACGAUCCCUCAGAGAGAAGCUGGACAAGAUCGGGCUGAACUUGCCAGCAGGUCGCAGGAAGGCAGCUAAUGUCACCUUGCUAACAGCGCUAGUAGAAGGUGAGGCUGUACACCUGGCCCGAGACUUUGGUUAUGUCUGUGAGACUGAGUUUCCUGCCAAGGCAGUUGCCGAGUACCUCGGACGGCCACAUGUAGAACGCAACGAGAUCAACUCUCGCAAGAACAUGCUCUUGGCAGCCAAGCAAAUCUGCAAGGAGUUCACCGACCUCCUGACCCAAGAUCGUUCUCCGCUGGGCAACUCGCGGCCUGCACCCAUCCUGGAACCAGGGAUCCAGGGGUGCCUGACCCACUUCAGCCUCAUCACCCACGGCUUCGGCUCUCCAGCCAUCUGUGCCGCCAUGACCUCGUUGCAGAACUACCUCAACGAGGCUAUCAAGCAGGUGGACAAAAUGUACCUGAGUGCAGGCGGAGACACCUCACAAGGCUCCUCAGAUGGAGGUAGCAAAGCUACAGACAAGAUGGACAAGCACAGGAAGUGAACGGGUGAAGCUGGACUGGAGCUUUUUAAGGACAGUGGUGUCUCAUGGACUACGUUUGACUGUUGCAUUCUUGUCAUCGUAGUUGUUGUCAUUGGUUCAGUUUCACAUUGAUUUCGACGGACGCUGGGCAUCGUUAGUGCCCCUUCCUUCAUGUCCUGGUCUACCAGAACCUCUCCUCGACACAGACGUUUAAAUGCUUUGCCCCUUUUGAGUGGCUCACGUAGAUGAUUACCACUUUCCUCAACAGCAUCUGUAGACACAUGCAUGUUGUCCAUGGCUCUACGCUGAGAAGCUUUUUUUUUAAAAAAAAAACAAUGCAGACACCAUUUCAAGAGUUUAUGUGGAUUUUAAAUAUUUUCUCUUGUGUUUUUGUUUAUUUUUUCAUGAAGAGGAAGUCCUACAUUUUUGUCUUCUUGGUGCUGAACCCCUAUAGAACAUGCAGAGGACAUGCGAUCUGCUUGUGAGAAUGAGUUGCUCUUUGCUUGACUUCAUUUGGACGCAGUGUUAUUGUACUUUUUGUCUGUGGGAGUAUUGUUAGCAUGACUGAGUGCUAUGUAUGUUGUGGAUCUCAAGAUAAAUAGGUCCAGAUUCAAAUGACCCUGAAGGCACUAAAUCAUUGUGGAGACUACAUGCCGCUUUCAGGAGCAUUAUAUUUUAGUCUCCUUUAAUGCCACCUAUUCAGAACACAUUAACCCCUUUAAU